Molecule: messenger RNA, 1971 nt
Organism: Carassius carassius (crucian carp)
Lineage: Eukaryota; Metazoa; Chordata; Actinopteri; Cypriniformes; Cyprinidae
Product: SH3 domain-binding protein 5-like
Exons: 9
Coding region: 226-1587 (453 amino acids)
Biological process (GO): negative regulation of protein tyrosine kinase activity; intracellular signal transduction
Cellular component (GO): cytoplasm
Molecular function (GO): protein kinase inhibitor activity
Source: RefSeq, a predicted model, not a curated record
CUCCAGUCUGCGCUGUGUUGUGUUAGAGUUUGUAUCUCGGCAGAUUAAGUAGUCUAGCCUGUUUUUUUCUCUUUGGGUUAUAAGAAAAGAUCGUACGCUUUUCAUUUAAUCGCGUAUUCUGGAUGUACCUACUAAUGGAGUGAGCGCGGAUCAUCCGAGCCCGUUAUCCCGGACAGAGACCCGCUUUGUUCGGCCAGUAAUAGACGAAUCACGUCUGCUAUCGAAAUGAACGACACGGAGAAAGAUAACAAGUCUGAUGAAGACUCGGAAUCUCUGGAGGCAGAGGAGGUUGAUCCGAGGAUUCAGGGUGAACUGGAGAAACUGAAUCAGUCUACAGAUAACAUCAACCGAUGGGAGACAGAACUGGAGGAUUCCCGACAGAAGUUUCGUGCCAUCCUAGCGGAGGCCACGGUCAAGCUGGAGGAGCAGGUCAAGAAGAUCGGUAAAGCUGUAGAAGAGUCCAAACCGUACUGGGAGGCCAGAAGAGCGGCGCGUCAGGCUCAGGUUGAAGCUCAGAGAGCCACACAGGAGUAUCAGCGGGCCAUCGAGAUCCUGCGGGCCGCGAAGGAAACCAUUGCUUUGGCCGAGGAGCGACUCCUGGAGGAGGACAGUCGGCAGUUUGAUUCUGCCUGGCAGGAGAUGCUCAACCACGCCACCCAGAGGGUGAUGGAGGCGGAGCAAAGCAGGACACGCAGUGAAGUCCAGCACAGAGAGACAGCGGCCAAAUACAACGCCUCCAUCAGCAACAUGAGACAGCUGGAGAAAAAACUCAAACGCACCAUCAACAAGUCCAGGCCGUACUUUGAAUUAAAGGCGAAGUAUUCCCUACAGCUCGAGCAACUGAAGCGACGAGUUGACGAGCGUCAGACUAAACUCACCCAGGCCAAAGCUGAGUAUCGGGCCGCUCUUCGAAACCUGGAGACCAUCUCAGAUGAGAUCCACGCACGGCGCCGACUGUCUGCCAUGGGGCCCCGGGGCCGAGGGGUGGGGGCCGAAGAUGACGGGACUGUCACAGAUGACAUCGCAAACUUCAAAAUGGAGUCUGACGGCAUAUCGAUGAUGUCUAUGAAUUUGGAGGACAGCUGUAACGGUUCACCAUCAGAGGACGAUCCUGAGACACGCUCCACCUGCAGCAUGAGCUCCACAUCUGCUCCUCUUGACCUGCCCUGUCCGUACACCUCCUCUUCCUCCUCCUCCUCCUCCUCCUCCUCGUAUCCUCUGCUCUCUUCCUCCUGCCCGUACCCUUCCUCUUCCUCUUCCUCCUCGUCCCCGCUGUCCCUCUCUGUCUGCCCUGACCGGCUCCAGCUGCCGGGCUCGGGGUCUCUGGAGGGUUUCGAGCAGGUGUCUCCGGUGUUGGGCCCUCGUAGUGAGUGCAGCGGGGCCUCGUCACCCGACUGUGAACAGGAAAGAGGUGAGAGGGCAGAAGGAGCAGAAGUUAAACCUGGACCCUCAAACAACAUCAGCAGCCACAGAAGCUCCCGUCUGGAGAAGAGCCUGCGCAGUUUAUCUCUCGACAACGACACAGACGCUCAUCCAUUCAGUGUGACCUCAAACACAGCAGCAGUGCUGCUUCUCAACAGUGUUUAAACUCAGAAACCAGCACCUGCUCCAGCACAGGGAAGACAGUAUGAUGCGUCAAAGGAACCAUUAUGAACUAUUCUCAUCCUAGUGUUAAAGAGAGCUCGUCUCAGACUGGGCUGAACCCAGAAAAACCAUGAAGUAUUCGUCAUGCAGACAUCAGCUAUGACGUGAACUUUUCAUCAUCACUGAGUGGAUGUUCUUCAUGUCUUCCUCAAAUGUGUUCUUCGUGUUUCCUCUCGUUUUCCACUCCACAGGUCAUAACGUAAAGAGGGACUCACGUAGUUCAAAGCUAUAUAUUUAUACUCAACGUUUAUCUCACUAUCAUGAUGUUAUUGAUGUGUUUUCAUGCAAGGAAGUACUUAUUUGUGCAAUAAACAGAUGCUUGCAGCA